Verticillium alfalfae VaMs.102 is the source of this 375-nucleotide messenger RNA. RefSeq lists its product as hypothetical. Lineage: Eukaryota; Fungi; Ascomycota; Sordariomycetes; Glomerellales; Plectosphaerellaceae. The transcript has a single exon. The record is from RefSeq and is a predicted model, not a curated record. Bases 1 to 375 code for a protein of 124 amino acids.
AUGUCGUACCCAGCAAUCACACCGGCGCGUCCUGUGCCUGGCGCGUUUCUCAACACCCCCGCCGCCUCCAGGUUCCAAUCCAACGAUGACCCUGUCAGAAGGCGUCUCUUCGAUGGGAACGCAAAUCCUGCGCCCAGCAGCAGUCUCGUCCCCAGGCCAAAUCAGUCCUCCGUCACGACAUCAUCAACCUCUGGCAUGAGCGGCGGCUUGGUUCCUGCCUCGCAUGUUCAGCAGCAGGCACCCGAUGUGCCCCCUGUCACCAAGGCGGCCCAAGCCGUCAACGAGUUUCUUCAGCGGGAUCAAAACUAUCCUGAUCUAGAGUCUUAUGCCAAAUGUGAGAUAUCUCCAGCCCUUGCAUCAUCCACGCCGCCUUGA